UAAUAGGCGGGAAAAAUGGUGAAGUAUACUUCAAUGACGUCACAUAUUGCAGUGCUCACAGGGUAUAUUGGAACACGCCGCGGGUUACCUCCGAAUACUGGCGUACAGAUUCCAAUAUGGAUAGAGUUCAGUGGACCGAUGAAUUUAGGUGGCGCAUCUAUGUCAGUAUUACUUCAUGACUUGUUUGUGCAGCCACAAAAAAAUAUGGCGACGUGGGAAAGUGGAAAAUUUAACGCUGAUGGAAACGAUGUCGGAAUUGACGGAAAUUUUGAUAAUAUCCUCGUGACACACGAUUUACAGGACUGUCUGGAUGACAGUCUCGACCUUUCCAGUUUUGGAAUAGUAUACGAGCAAACGCAAACUGUCAGUAAUGGAAAGUUCGACGAGGAAGACUCGCUCUACACCGAAAGGCUUACCGAUGACAGUACGGGGUAUAUUCAUCACACUAUCAGCCCCAAUGAGAUUUACAUGAGAAUUCAUCCAGGGCAAAAUGACUCCAUGCCAGAUGAUCCUUCACAUGCCACCAUCACAAUAGAAAGUACAGAUCCGGAUACAAAUCAAAAACAUAUUAGUCGUUAUACUUGCGAGUACGAUGGCUGUUCACGUACCUACAGCACCGUUGGGAAUCUGCGAACGCAUAUGAAGACUCAUAAAGGAUUAAGAUUUGGGGUAAGCGAGUAUCGGUUUAAGUGCGCGGAGCCAAGUUGCGGCAAGGCCUUUCUUACGUCAUACAGCCUAAAGAUCCACAUUAGGGUACAUACGAAAGUAAAACCGUUUGAAUGCAAUCACAGCGGCUGCGAGAAGGCAUUCAAUACCCUUUACAGACUGAGAGCUCACCAAAGACUUCAUAGUGGAAAUACAUUCAAUUGCGAGGAAACCGGAUGUGUCAAAUUCUUCACGACAUUGAGUGACCUCAAGAAGCACGUUCGCACUCACACACAGGAACGACCGUACAAAUGCAGAGAAAAGGGCUGCGGCAAAGCAUUCACAGCGUCGCAUCACUUGAAAACGCACAAGAGGACACACACGGGUGAGCGUCCUUAUAUGUGCACUUAUAAUUACUGCAAGAGAUCCUUCACAACACCACACAGUCUGAAAAGUCACUUAAAAACUCACAGAAAGGUUGCGAACGAUAAAGAGUUGCAAUCACAGAAAGACGAGUCUCAAGGCGUGACAACAGAUGACAAGAAUAAUCCUAUUCAACCGGAAGCCAAGGUCGCCAUUAAGGAAGUGAACGUCAGCGACAGUUCUGUGCCAUCUUACGCCAUCAUACCGCUUAACUCUAACGACACGGAUAACAAUGAGAAUAUAACGUAUAUUUCCGCACAGAGUACAGAAGAUCUUAACGUUCCUAGCGAUUCUAUAUUAAAUAUUUUGAAUCAGAGUGCCAAUAAUUUUAACGGAGAGGUUAAUUAUACCGGGAGUAAUGUACAGCAAGAGAUGAAUAAUUCCAAAAUUACGGGUCACGAAUUUGAUUCUAGUGGAAACAAUGAGAUUGCGCUUUUAGCCACGAACAACAUUAUUAUUAAUAAUUUUCCAAAGCAGACUAUCACUACUUUGAAUAAUAAUGUGAAUUAUAAGUUCGAUAACUUAUCAAAUUCGAAUGGCAGCCAAAAUAAUUUAUUAAACGAUACGACAGCUCCUAGUUGUCAGAGCGAUGUGUCAAUUAAGGACGUCGAGGGAUGCACUUUGAAUUUGCAACAGAAGAUUAUGCAAAAUGGUCUGCAGAAUACAAUCGCACAGAUAUCUAAUUCUAAGAAUUUCACAGAGAAUUCGAAAGAGUACAAAGCUCAAGCGGCAGCAUCGGAUCAAGGUGGAUUCACAAAUGCUAUUGAUGGCGCGUUAUCAAUUAGUUCAGAUAGCACAACGUUUUACAAUGUUAGUUCAAUUUCUAGUCACGUUGCAAGUAUGGUUAAUCAUAACAACGAUACCAAUUUAUUCGCCAGUGAUAUCGAAUCAUUGGGAUUUGUCGAUGACACGAAUAUUCAGGAUAUUCAAGCAACAGAAUCCACAACCACCGUUACCGAUAGCAUGUCCUCCAAAAUAAUAAAUAAUUGUCAAUCGGAAGCAGUGGAACUGGCUAUGGCUUCUGAAGAAGAAUUACCCGCACCUUGGAUAGACGUAAUGGCGUUGGCUACAGCGCCUGCGUUAAGAACUCAAUCCUGGUCAGAACUGAAUGCCUUUCCCACGGCUGUACACUCGCUGGUCGAUUUAGUCGGUCCUGAGCCUUAUCCACUGGAUUUGAAAAGUCAAUUACAAAACACACCGACUCUAGAAAGCGCCAAUACCAUUGAUACAGAGAGUGGUAAAGUCAAUGUCGAGAUAGUCAUGAAUUGUUUGGACAAUGUGGAGAGCAGUCCGAAAACUGAAAAUCCAAAGAGUCGAAAGAGUCGAAAUGUCUUGCAAGAGAUCACAGCGGAUGCUGAUAUUUGCAAGUGUAUUGACUGCAAGUGCGAUGACUUGUCGAAUUGUCAAAGUUGUACGAGCGCACCGCCCACCACAAUAGAGCACGCUAAGAAAAAGGAUAUUCAAAUUGAAAAUGCGAAUGAUCUCGUGUCUUGUUUGCAGAGCGGGUGUUCGUGCGAAAGUGGAUCUGCCGGAUGUGGUUCUUGCUGUGUUGUUAUAUGCUUGAAGACUUUACAACAAUUACAACGAGUUUUCAGUCGUAAUUGUUGUAAGGAUAGCACCGCUGGUGGCUGUUGUAGAGGAAAAUCUUCCGAGCGUCACAGUAUGUUACCAAUAGCUUUGAUUAAAAGUCAAUUAGCUAAUAAUCAAUGAAGUGAAGUUGAAAUAUCGCGUCAAAUGACUAGUCAUAGCAAACGAAGAUAAAAUUAAAAUAAAAAGCGAAAAUCAUUGUUACGCGAUUAUUAUAUUAGAGAGGUAUUCUAUAGACGUUUUGUUUCUUGUUGAAAUUUGCGGAUUUUUAUCAACAGGCCGUUCGCAUUGUCCGCUAGCGUGUAGCGGAUACGUGAUUGGUCAGGCAUAUUCGAUAUUAACGUUAAGUUAAUUAUAGAGAAUAUACGACUGUAUUAUAAUAGCUAUGCAAUAAUCUAGAAUUUUACCGAAAUGAUAUAAUCAAUUUAGAUUCUCUUGAUUAAUUAAAAAAAUUCGGAGGAGUAAUUGAAAAAAAAAAUAUCUAUUACUAAUACAAGGAACAUAAAGUUUUAAUUACAAAUCUGCCAAUAUGUGACCUUAAAAUUACAUACAGAGUAUCUGUGUUUUAUAUGUCUUUCCAUAGUAUCGUUAACCUUUUAGCUACUGAACACCACUAUAAUGGACUUCGUGGAUAUAAAAAAUAAUAUGAAAAAUUUUGUAGUAUAAAAAAAUAAAAAAUAAAUUAUAAUUUAUUCAUUAAUAACUCUAUUCCGAUAUAAUGUCAUAGUGCAAAGCGUUUUGCUACUGUAUAGAGAUAAUAAAGUGUUGCAGAAAGUCCAGCCGUAGCUAAAAGGUUAACAAUGGUGAAUGACAUGGAUUUUCAAGUAGGCACAGAUUGGCGCGACAAAGCCUGUAGGUAUUUUCCUUAUUAUUAUUUAUGGUAUAUAAAAGCUAGUGAAUAUUUUUUCUUCUUUUGCGUUAUAAAAAGAAAUUCUAAACUGGGAAUUUAAACUUCGGUACCAAUGACUUUUUUUUCAUUCAAUUUUUAGAACCUAACGAUGGAUUUCUACUAAGUGUAAUUGGUAAUUCCCUGACGCAUUAUACUUUAUUUAGAUUUACAAGAAAUUGCAUUUGAUAUACAGUACGAAUUUAUGUUUCAAUUGAGCAAGAGUUAUUCGUUUCAUGUCUCACAAAGCUUGGGACGAUUAAUGAAUUCAGAGAGAAAAUAAUAAAAAAGUUGAAGAAUGCGAUAGAGUGCAAUAUCAGACGCCAUUCCUGAGAUACUUGAAUUAUUUUUAUUUUUUUUGUUCCCCUGCAAAGUAUAAAAACGUGUAAGGAUAUACUUUUAAGUAUAUUUUAAUUUAUGUUGGAUAUUUCUUUUUCUUUCAUUAUAUUAAGUGGUGAAUCAUUGUCGUAGGCGAUUUUGUGUCUCGUGUACAAAAUAUCCAAAGUUUGAUUUUUCCAGAGCACAGAAAAACUAUGCGAAAAGCUUAAAUCCAUCCUGAGCACCUGUUUUACAAGUGAUAGUUCAGUGUGCAAUGGCUUAAAGAUGGAGUCCUAAGCACACGUCAUACCAAAUGAUUUAAGCUAAAAUAUAAUUAAAGUUAUCACGGUGUAUUUAUUAAUUAACUUUUGUUACAUUUUUAUGUUAAACAUGUGAAAAUUGGAUUGGGUGUGCCAAAUUAUUUUUUAAAUUUGUAUGGGCUGGUAUGCGAAGCCGCGCCAUUCCUUUGUUUUUGUUUUUUUUACAAACAGUAUGCUUUUUAUGCUAUUCGUUUAGAAGAAUUGUAUAGUAAGGUGCGUUCAUAUUUUAGCCGUAACUCCAGAGAAUAAUGAGUGCCUUAAUUGAGGUAUCUAUUAUGGAAUUUUUCAGGAAUUUGUUAUUUCAAUAAUAAUUAGUUUUAUGGCGAAAAAAAAGUCUUAACAAUUUCAGUGUGUAAUUUUUGACGGCUGUUACUAUGUACUUUUUAAAGCAUACUCGUUUAAAAAGAAAUUUAAUCUUGGUGUACCUAAUAACAUGUAGGACGCAUAUUAUGUUUUCAAAGUAUAUGACCUAACUAAUACGCAAUAAAAUGUUUGCAGAAAUGUCUGUACACUGCCAUUUA
Messenger RNA from Cephus cinctus (wheat stem sawfly), 4700 nucleotides. RefSeq names its product zinc finger protein 518A. NCBI's taxonomy places the organism in Eukaryota, Metazoa, Arthropoda, Insecta, Hymenoptera, Cephidae. The record is from RefSeq and is a predicted model, not a curated record. The transcript has 7 exons. Bases 16 to 2778 code for a protein of 920 amino acids. Gene Ontology annotation, biological process: regulation of transcription by RNA polymerase II. Gene Ontology annotation, cellular component: nucleus.